CUCCACUCGACACUCGACCCCCCCCUCGACACUUUCUCACAUGUCAGCCUGAAUAAUUUCCAUCAUGUCUUACCUGAUCAGCUGCUCCAAUUCCGCUUCUUCCGUCUUCGUUCCUCGAUCACUUGUGCUGUUUCCGGCUCUGGAGAUAUUACAGUUCAUGUCGACUUCUAUUGUUAGUUUGGGAUGAAGUAGUUUGGUUUGUGAAUGGUAUGGCACUUUAAUACCCAUUGCACGGUGCACGGUAGAUAGGUGGAUAUGAUUGACCACGUCCUUGGUCGUCCGUCCGUAAAGUACCGGAAGUAUGAGGUGCUUGCUGCUGUCUGCUUCUGGUCCCUCUUCCUAUACAAAGGCGGACCCCACGGACCACCGGUCAUCCGACGUAUCUCAAACUACCUCACCCCGCGGAUCACUGCGUACCGAACCGUAGUUCUCACCCUCCUCUACCUCUACACCUGCCGCAACCUCGCCCCCCUCGCCGGCCUCGAGUCCCCAGAACCCCUCGCCAACCUCUACUCUCGAUCCUAUUUCCGCGCAACAUGGGUCACGACCGCCCUCGACGCCGGGUUCUGGACCGCGAUGCGCAUCCGCCGGAAAUGGCUCCGUGACUCGCUGUCCAUGGUCUUCUCGGUGUAUUACCUGAUCUGCGCGCAGCAGGCGGACGAGAAGGUGCGGAAGGUGAGGGGGGCGCUCACGUUGGAUCAUCUGCGGGUAAGCUGGAAUAAGUCGCAGACGCCGUACUUGAAGUUUUUGGGCGACUUGAUGCGGCCGCGGUUCACGCGGUAUCCGCCGAGGGCAAUUCGGAUCCCGAGGCCGAAGCAAAGUGUGUACAAGGAGCCCAUUUCCGCGUGGCUGUACUUCGAUGGACCCGUCUCGGCGUUGAAGAGGCAGACGAAGAUUGUACUGGAUAUCCCAGGGGGUGGCUUUGUUUCGAUGAGUCCGAGGACUUACGAUGAUAAGCUAAUUGCUUGGGCCGGGAAGAUGGGCAUUGCGGUUCUCAGUCUUGAUUACCGCAAGGCACCGGAGUACCCUUACCCUUAUGCUCUGAACGAGUGCUAUGAUGUGUAUCAUACACUGAUUACGUCGAGAGGACGAUGUGUGGGCAUGUCGGGCGACGACGUGCCGCGGGUUAUCGUCUCCGGCGAUAGUGCAGGGGGCAACUUGGCUGCAGGUAUGGUGUUGAUGAUUCUGCAAGCCGCUUCGACGGACACAAGACGGCUUUUGGGCGAGAAAGUGCUUCCGCCUCCGGAAGGCGUGGUCCUCGUUUAUCCCGCGCUUGAUGUCAACGUCGGAAAUUGGAUGACGGACGAGCAAAUGUCUCUAAUUAGGGACCGCCGGUCUCGUCAGACCAACCAGAGCAUUCUAAAACGCAAAAGUUCGGAAUAUCGGAAGCUUGCGCCAGACACGCCAGCUCCUAGCGACGAUGAGGAUGAUGGUCCAGAAACUGACCUAGAGAUGAAACCGGCCAACAAAAUCGAAGAUGCGGGCAUUAAGGAGAGCGAAACAGCCAUCCAUCUCCCAGCUGCUCGCACAAAUACCGAUACCCAGGCAAAACCACCAGCAGAUCAGUCAAUCGAACUCGACCGUACAAUAAAGACCAGUACUGGUGAGAUACAAGCACAACCCAACAGGAUCCUUCGGACCCGCGUUGCAACACCGUCUCUCCUUUCAUACUUCAAUGACCGCAUCCUCACACCCGAGAUGCUACGCGCCAUGAUCAUCCUCUACAUCGGUCCGCACAACCGCCCCUCCUUUUCUACCGACUACCUCCUCUCCCCCGUCCUCGCCCCUGAGACUCUCCUCCGCCAUUUUCCCCCUUUACGCAUCCUCACCGGCGAGCGCGAUCCCCUCGUCGACGACACCGUCAUCUUCGCCGGACGCGUCCGCCAGGCGCGUCGGGUCUGGGGUCGCGAACGACGCGAGCUCGGCCUCACCGCCCUGGCCAGCUCGUCGCAGCUGACGAACGGCGUUCGUCGCGGACGGCCACCUCCAACGAAGCCCGACAUGGGAUCCGAGGCGGACCGGCACGUCCGCGUGACGCUCAUCCCAGGCAUUUCGCACGGAUUCCUGAAUUUCGUCGGGGUUUUUCCCGAGGGGUGGAAGUUCGUCCACCGGUGCGCGCACUGGAUGGAGGAACUAUUCGCGGAGAACGACCGCGAGAUGUGGGCGAGGGAGAGUGAAGCGGGGCCGUGUAGCACGACGGCGUAUCCGCAUCACUUUGUCAAUGGCGAUGGCAUGGUGACGGUGACGCCGGGACCCGCCAUGGGGGAGGAAGCGGAUAUGCAGAGUGGGUAUUUUGACAGUCCUGAAGAAAGGGACCGACGGCAUCACCGUCGUAAGAAAACCGAGAGCGAAGGAGAGGACGACCUCCCUCUUGAGAUGAGCUUUGUGCGACGACCUGGGUCGACGGCUCCUCAGGAAGAGCCGAGGAAAGCGAAUGGAGUUCCUAACGGAGUAGGAAAGAGCAUCCAGGAGAGGCAGAAGGAUGCGAAUAGGAGGAGAGGAGGAGAUGAUAGCCUCGGAAGGAAUAAACGCCGGAGUUUGGUGAGUUUGGCGAGCGAGGAGGACUUGCUGGGUCGGCGCAUGAAAGGUCUGACGGGUGGAUUACUAGGCGGGCAGGAUGAUAUGCCGCCGACGCCUUGAGGUUGGAGUGCGUGUAAAUUGCAUCUAGUGGUGUUUGGUCCUAAUAGUCGUCCCAUGUUAGCCCGCAAGUUUGUUAGAGCCACAGUGCUUGAUGAUUUCCUCUAGCACGGCGCCUUUGGCAAUGUCGACCGCCGUCUCUCCCGACGAGUUUCGAAUGUUAUAGUCCGCCCCCUUUUUGAGAAAGUACG
Molecule: messenger RNA, 2828 nt
Organism: Eremomyces bilateralis CBS 781.70
Lineage: Eukaryota; Fungi; Ascomycota; Dothideomycetes; Eremomycetales; Eremomycetaceae
Product: alpha/beta-hydrolase
Exons: 3
Coding region: 256-2640 (794 amino acids)
Biological process (GO): triglyceride catabolic process
Cellular component (GO): cytosol
Molecular function (GO): triacylglycerol lipase activity; sterol ester esterase activity
Source: RefSeq, a predicted model, not a curated record